Molecule: messenger RNA, 9908 nt
Organism: Larimichthys crocea (large yellow croaker)
Lineage: Eukaryota; Metazoa; Chordata; Actinopteri; Sciaenidae
Gene: baz2a
Product: bromodomain adjacent to zinc finger domain, 2A
Exons: 29
Coding region: 1-8103 (2700 amino acids)
Cellular component (GO): rDNA heterochromatin
Molecular function (GO): protein binding; DNA binding
Source: RefSeq, a predicted model, not a curated record
AUGGAGUCAAAUAAUCACUUCAACUACGGCACCCACGCCUCAGCAAACUCAGGACUGAAACUCUCCUCAGGGGAUUCUCUUUAUACUAAUGGGUCCUCCAUGAGUUUUCCUCAGCAGGGCAAGAAUAUGAACGGCGAAAUGAAUGUGAAUGGCGUCACUACUGUAAUCGGGUCCGGUGUGCCUGGUUCCCACCCACCAACAGCUCCUUACCCACACAUGAGCAACCAUCACCAGGGCAGCAUGGGCUACGACUACUUGUGGGGAGGACACCCUCAGUAUGGUCCAGCCAUGGGCACCUCUGCUGGGCACGGGAUGCAACAGAAGCAGCCUACACCUGGGAUGGGGCAGCCUCAGGCACAGCACCACUUCCAGGGUCAUGGACAGUACCAACUCAAUGGGGGUAUUGAAAGCUCCCAUCAACCCCCUGUGGCAGGCCCACCGAACAUGCCUCUUACUGGGAGUCAGUACUGGAACAGGAGUAACCCUGGCCCUCAGCAGAUAAGUUAUAAUUCCCACAGUAUGUACGGGAGCUACCAGAGUCAGGCACAUCCUGGAAUUACACCGUCACAGCAUCACCAGCAGCAGUCCAUACAACCGCCCCCGCAUCAACCGUCACAGCAGCACCUCCACUCCCAUCGUCACCCAGCCCAUCACCACCAACAGCACCAGCAACCACAGCAUUAUGGCAUGAUGCCUAAUGGGAUGCCCUACUACCAGCAUCAACCCCAGCACCCAUCCCUGCCAUCUCCCCAGCAGCAGCAGCAGCAGCCACCGCCUGCUCCACCACCACCACCACCACAGCAGCAGCAGUCUCAGGCCCAAGGCCAGGCUCAGUUGAUGCCCCCAGCUGCCCAGAAUUUUACUCCUCCACGUGGCAGUCCACAGCACCACAGUUUGGGCAGAGGAGGCACAGGCAGCCCUCUCCCUGUGGGGAUGUCCUCAGCGACAAUGUUGUCACCAUCAGCCGUGCAGGACAGUGGAUCACCCAAAGCCCACAACAGGGAACGGAGCCCCCAUGCUAGCAAUGUGGGACUAUCUACCGUCAUGCAAGGGCAUACGAGAGAAGCUGUCAAGGAAGUAGACACAAGCUAUAAUGGCAUGGAAAGGGCACCCGUAGCCCAGAGGCUCCCCAAAAGUGACACUUACCAACCCAAACCUGUGGGACCCCCAAGUGAUUAUCGUCAGCACCCUGAACAGCCAGCAGCUCAACGUCCAGAAAUGGCUUCCUCUGUCAGAGACUCUGCCAUGAAUACACCUCCCCAGUCUGUGUCAUCCCAGCUUUCUGCCUCAACACCUCCUCGGGCCUCUGCAGCUCCUGCUGUCUCUGAGUCUCCCACAUCUGCCCCUGGGCCCCCUAUAGUGUCAUCUAAUUUAGACUCUACUCCGCCACAAAUCUCAACACCUCCCAAUGUGUCCUCUGCUCCAUCUCAAGCUGCUGCUUCCAGACUUUCCUCACCUCCUCUAAUGAUGCAAGGCCUCAGGCCAGAGACAUCCCCUGCUGGAUCCAAGCAUCUGUCAGUGGGGUCCUCUUCUUGUUCCCUACCUGCAUCACCUUCAAAGUCACCUGCAACAGCUCCUUCAGUCUCCUCUCCUUCAUCUGAGGCUGCUCAUCAAGCCAAGCCUUUGUUGCCUCCGAUGGCUUCGAAACCUGCUAUAACUGUCCCCCCUCCAGCCCUUGUGCCCACAUCCUCAUACUCUACACCUACACCCAUCUCAUCGCUUCAACAGCUGGUUCAAGGGUCCAAGCCACCACUGAUGUCUGGAGCUCAGCAUGAAAAGCCCAGACCCCCAAAAUUAAUGUCUGCCACUCCAUCAGUGAGUGCAAAAUCCUCAUUCACUGGUGUAGCUCCACCUCUAAUGUCAGUAACAGGACCUUCGACCUCAACAUCACCCGGUUCUUGUUUAGCAACAUCUGCAUCGCCCAUGUCCAUUUCAAAAACCCCUUCAGUUGGCAGCAAACCAUGUGACCCAGUGCCCACAACCCAGCCUCAGAUAUACACUCUUCCAGCUGCUGACUCUGGUCUUUCCACUUCUUCAGCAGCAUCAUUACCACCAGGAGGGGUGAACCCGACCUCCUUAGCAGCCCAUGAAAAUCCUACAGUCCGACCUCUGUCUACCCUACCUCUUCAAACCACUCAAGCCUCCAGGACUGCACCCGUGUCCGCCCCUCCUGACUUGGUGUUUGUGCCUCCUUCAGUGGGUACGUCUUCUGGAGUGGUCCAAAGUUCAAACUCUGAACAGCCUCCUGCUAACACCACUACUCCUCAUGUGCUAAAGCAGUCGUCUCCCAAGCCAGAGCACCACGGUCACAGCGAGGAUAGGAAAGCGUUGGAUACUAAAAGAAAUGGAAAACCAGAGGAACACAUCCUUCAGCUUGAUUCCGGUAUGAGAAGGACAUCAGAGAAGGUUGAAGCUACUGAGACUAAUAAAUCUGAAAUACUCUCACUCAAAUCUCUUUCCGAUCUCCCUGGGAAACCCUCACAGAUCACAGCUGGUCCUGAUCAAAAGCCCAAGAAUAAACAGACAGAAGGCGGAGAAUCAGAGGACUCCAUGGUUGAGCAGACUCCGCUCAGGAAGUCUUCACAUCUCCACAGCACAAGGGUAGAGCACCUGACGGACGAAGAAAGUUUUGAUUCACAGUUUGAUGGCAAUUCAACGUUUGACACCCCCUCCAGAAUCAAUGUCAGCUCUGUCUUGGAAAAGUCCUCUUUUGUAGGCGAUGAUAGCUCAUGUGUAGAUGACUCCGCUCACUUUGACAGCAGCUUUCACCUGCGAAAGGACACUUCCCGGGUUGACAGCACUUCCCAUGCAGAAGAAGAAGAAGAGGAGGAAACAUCUACCGCGUUUGACACCACUAGAGAUAGCAGCUUUUCUGUGGAAGACUCCAGAGAUGACACGUUGGACUCCACCAGGGAAGGGGAAAUGUCUCAGGCAGAGGAGACCAAAGAGAGCUGCCAGAUCACAGGAGAAUCUAUUCUGGAGUCUUCUCUUAACAACACCUCUCAGAUGGAAGAGUGCUCUGUCGACUCAAGCGAUGUGUCCAACUCGCACUCAUUUGUGUCAUCUCAGCCAGGCCGCCAAGGACCUGAAGCACAGUGGGGACCAAGAGGACUCGAUACACCGGACUCGGCUGGACGCAUUAGCAUUAAGACCACUGUUAACGAGACAAUGACUCCGCCGAGUUUCAAAAUAAGAGAUGAGAACUUUAUCGCCUUCAGUACGCCAGCAGAGGGCCCUGCUGUACACCCACUCCAACCAGUAACUGAUCAGACUGUGCCAGCUGCUGGAGGGCAAACCCCAGGGAAACAACGCAAACCUCGAGCUCCAAAGGCAAUAUGGACGAAAACCCCAGCUCUGGAGGAGGCCCAACGGAAGCCUCGGGGUCGAACCCCUAAAGUGGAGAAGAUGAAGACCGAAGAAGAAGGAGCCAAUAAAGAGGAGGCAGUCAAGGGCAGGAAGAGGAAGAAGUCUGUCAGGGCGGACACAUCAGAUAUUUGUGGCGCACCCACAGUAGAGGUUGAUCCCAUCACAGCCACAAUCGAAGCCGUUCUGGCCAACACUUCAACUCUCAACACUUCAGCCGAGAAACCCAAGAAGGUGAAAAGGGUCAAGAAACAACACCAGGAAGGAAACGUGGUGAAAACACCCAAACAAGAUCCCGAAAAAACGGCAGAUGAUGCUGAUGAUAAUGAUGACGACAGCUCCACUGCAGGUGAAUCCAACAGACGGAGGGUUGCAACUGAAGAGCAGGUUCAGUUCCCACUGCAGCAUGGCUGGAGGAGGGAGAUUCGCGUGAGGAAAAUGGAGAACCGCAUGAAGGGCGAAACCUGGUAUUACACACCGUGUGGAAGGAGGAUGAAACAGUUCCCUGAAAUAAUCAAGUACUUGAACAGACACACAGACAGCGUGGUUACCAGAGAACAUUUCAGCUUCAGCCCACGCAUGCCUGUCGGAGAUUUUUAUGAAGAAAGAGAAAGUCCUGAGGGUAUGAAGUGGGUCCUCUUGGCCAAUGAGGAGGUUCCUUCCAUGAUCAUGGCCAUCACUGGCCGGCGAGGUCGACCUCCAAACCCUGAUAAGGAGAAACCCCGCAGGGUUCGUGCCUUGAAGGGAGGACCAGCCCGCCGUCCUGGGAGACCUCCCAAACCCAAGAUGAUUGACCUCCUUAGCAAAGUCGACGCCAAACUUUUGAAGCGACUAGAGGCCAAGGAAGCUCUCACGGAGGAGGAAAAGGAGAAACUUGCAAAAAUCAAAAAGAAAAUGAAGAGAAAGGCAAGAAUAAAGAGAAGGGAGGAUGCGAAGAUUAAGAAGAUGAAGGCAGAAAAAAAGAGGGCCAAGCUCGAGCAAGACGCCAAAGACCUAGAGUUGAAGGCUGAGCCGACGGACCCAACAGCCCCACAGGUCACGCAGCCAUCGUCUGCCGCAGAGCCCAAGAAGCCUGGCCGCAGGAGGUCAGUCAAGGUUGAGCCUCCUCCGCGAGUACAGCAGACUGAUGAGGAGAGGAUAGCCCAGGGUAAGAGGGUGCUGGGGGCUCGGAGUAAAGCCAAAGCUCUGGCUAAAGCCCAGGCGGAGGCAGAGGCGGCAGCUCAGGCCGCUCAGGCAGCUAAAAGGGCAGCAGAAAGGAGAGCACAGGCCCAGCGACGUCUGGAGGAGCGUAAGAGGCAACAACUGAUCGCAGAAGAACUGAAGAAGCCCACAGAGGACAUGUGUCUCACUGACCACAAACCCCUUCCAGAGCUGUCCCGCAUCCCUGGUUUGGUGCUUUCUGGCACAGCGUUCGCACAUUGCCUGGUUGUGGUUGAGUUCCUCCACGGCUAUGGAAAGGUGAUUGGUCUCAAUAUACCCAAGGACAUCCCCAGCCUUGGCACCCUGCAGGAGGGCCUCUUAGGCCUUGGCGACAGCCAAGGAGAAGUUCAGGACUUACUGAUAAAGCUGAUGGAGGCUGCACUCCAUGAUCCAGGCCUGCCAUCCUAUUAUCAGUCAGUAAAGAUCCUCGGGGAUAAGCUGGUCGAGUUGGAGCUGACUCGUUCCACAGUCUCAGAAGUACUUCGUAUCUUCCUGGAGUCUCACGGUUAUGAUACCGAAGUGUGCAACACAAUGAGGACCAAACCAUUUCACACCCUACCGCCUGACACCAAGGCCGCCAUCCUAGGUUUCCUGGUGGAAGAGCUCAACAGCAGCAACAUUGUGACAAGUGACAUCGACAACACAUUGGAAAACAUUACAACUUACAGGAAGAAUAAGUGGAUAAUUGAGGGGAAGUUGCGCAAACUGAAGGCGGCACUAGCGCGUCGUACAGGACGCUCUGAGGAAGAGCUAUGUUUCGAGGAGAGGAGGCGCAGCGCCAGGGUGGCUGAGGAAGAGAACCUCAGUAUGGAGGAGAGCGGCCUGGUUGUGGGGAGGGGCAAUCGGCGUGCACGCAAAGAAGAGCCCAAACUCAGUGACAAUGAGAGCCCUACCAAUGCCAGCAUUCCAGAGCUUGAAAGGCAGAUAGAUAAGCUAACCAAGCGCCAAGCAUUUUUCCGAAAAAAGCUGCUACAGACGACUCAUUCCAUGCGGGCCACAUUAUUAGGCCAGGACCGCUACCGACGCAGAUACUUGGCACUACCUCACCUCGGAGGAGUUCUGGUUGAGGGGCCAGAAGAGUUGUUGACCUCUGGAGACGUCCUUGUAGCUGAGGUUCCUGUCACCUUCCUCAAAAAGGAGCCGAAAGUUGAGGAGACUCCCAUGCCUACUACUCCUACUCUACCAUCCUCUCCUUCCUCUGCUAACCCUACCCAGCCCCAGACCUUAUCUCCAGAAGAGGACCCCCUCCCUGGCACUGCAUCCCUCAUGAGCAGGCCAAGAGGACGUGGAAGGCCACGAAAAAUCAAACCAGAAGUGGAGCUUCACCUCCGCACGGCAAAGAUACGCCGCCGCCGUCGAAGUAGCGUCAGGUCCGGGGGCGAAGACGGACCAGGAUCACCAAAUGGUGGCACACAUGACCUCACACAGGCUGCUUUCCACAGCUGGCUCAGCCAAUCUCAGGAAGCGGUGACCAACGGCACAUGCUCAGCGGCGGGGGAUGCUCCAGAGGGUAAUCGACCAGAGGAGAGCGUAAAGGAGAUGGCAGAGAAACAGGGGCAGUGGUUCAACCUGCUCCCAAAACAGCCAUGUGACGAGAACUCUCUGACCGAGCCCCAGACACCGACCUCUCCGAGCUCACCCCCUAAACUCCUUCCUCAGAUCCCAAGUGCUCUGCCCGCACUCGCUGCUCCAUUCAUGCAGCCGGACCCGCUCAUGCCUGCCGUGGCUCCUGCUGACCAAGCAACAACACAGGAAACUCCCCUCACCCCCCCUGCAGCUGCCGUUCCUGGUUGUACCCCACCAGCACCACCUCAGCUUUUUCCGGCUCCUGUUCCUCCUGCCACAACUGCUCCGACUACACCCGCCAGGCCAGGUCGCAGGCGGAGGAGAGGUAGCAGAGGCAGCAGUCCCGCCCGCAGAGGGGCAAGAGCCGCCGCGGCAGCCAAGCGCCGAGGCCGACCUCCGAACUCUGUGUUCCAAGAGCUCGAGCAGCAGUACUUCACACAACUGGUGGUCAAGCCCAUACCCGCAGCAAUGGUGCGUGGCUGGUGGUGGAUCAAGGAUCCAGAGGAACUCUAUAGUACCUUACAGGCCCUCCACCCAAGGGGUGUCAGGGAGAAGGUGCUGCAUAAGCAUUUGGCCAAACACAUGGAGAGCUUAGCUGAGAUGUGCACCAAACCUAUCGACGACCCGAUGUUUGAGGUGAAGGUAGAGGAGAAGGAUGUGCUACUGGAGGCUUUACAGCAGCCCUGGCAAGUGCAGGAGAAAACAAUGGAGACUGACAUCAGUGCCCUACAGUGGGUCGAGGACCUGGAGCAGCGAGUCAUCGGCGCCGACCUCCAUCUCAAAGCUCUUCCUCCGGGUGCAGUGAAUGAAGCUGAAUCUAACACAGACACACCGGUGGCAGAGUUUCAGCCCUACACAAUCCCAGAUCCAGACUCCACGCGCGAUGACCUCCAGUACUACGAGCACGACGUCGACCCGCACGAUGACUGGAUCGUGCGGACUAAGAAGGAGUGGUCUGGCCUGCCACGUAUCGCCACGCAUCCGGUGGACUUGGCCGUGCUGCGGUUGGCUAACCUUGAGCGUAACAUCGAGAGACGUUAUCUGAAGGAGCCGCUGUGGAAUCCGGCCGAAGUGAUGCGCCUCGCUCCUCUCACACCGACCCCGGGAGAAGAGCAUCCCAUGGAUGUCUUUAGUCUGGAGAGUGAGAUCACGUCUCGACUCCGAACGUGGCGACAGGCUCUGGAUCGCUGCCGCAGCGCUCCACAGGUCUGUCUGUGUUUGCUUCAGCUGGAGAAGGCCAUCGCUUGGGAGAGAUCUGUGACUAAAGUGACUUGCCAGGUCUGCAGGAAGGGCGACAAUGACGACUGCCUGUUGCUGUGUGACGGCUGUGAUCGUGGCUGCCACAUGUACUGCCUGAGGCCCAAAAUCACCCAGGUGCCAGAGGGAGACUGGUUUUGUCCUACCUGCGUUGCUGAGGAGGAAGGUGAAUCACCGCGCGCGUGCAAAAAGAGGACCAGGGUGAAAAAGAGACGAUAUGAAGACGACAGCUCCGAAGACGAGACGACAACCACGACGACAACCACAACGUCAUCGCGGCGUAGCGGUGGCAUGGCGACGCGGUACAAAGAGACCGUAGCUCCCUCCUCAUCUUCACGUAACUCUGGAGACGGAGGCGCCGCUAAACGUCGUCGCAUGACAACCCGCAACCAGCCUGACCUCACCUUCUGCGAGAUCAUUCUUAUGGAGAUGGAGGCUCAUGCCGAUGCCUGGCCCUUCCUUGAACCCGUCAACCCGCGACUGGUGCCGGGCUACCGUCGCAUCAUCAAGAACCCCAUGGACUUCCUCACCAUGAGAGAGAGGCUGCUACAGGGAGGGUACUGCAGCUGUGAGGAGUUCGCCGCGGACGCUCACCUUGUCUUCAACAACUGCGAGCUGUUUAAUGAGGACACAUCGGAGGUGGGAAUGGCCGGACACGCCAUGAGGCGCUUCUUUGAGAGCCGCUGGGCGGAGUUCUACUCAAAUAAGGACAAAUGAGGAGCCUACUACAUUACCCCUGAUGGUGGGGCUGUAUACUGUUGGUGCUGUCACCGUCCCAGUCACACUCCCUCCAUUACUGCUAAGACUGUCUGGAGGUUUUUCCAGCUAUGUGUAUUCUCUCAUGUAUAGGUAUAUAUGUAUAGAUUUUGGCUAUUUGUCUGUUAUUGUUUCCUCUACCGGCCUAAUCUUUUCCAGGCCCACAGCUGAACUGGCUUGAACUCGUACCCAUUCCCCAUCACAGAGAGCGACGACCGUGUCUCUCUUCACUUUUUUUUCCUUUCUCCUUUUUCAUGUCUCCUCAUCUUCACCUCGGCACCUCAUCUCCAGUUUGCGUUCUCCUGUCACGUCCUCUCUUUCACAACCCCCCCCCCUCACGCCCCAUGUCGUAGCAAGGCCUUUUUGGUCAAGUCCUGCUGUGGGGCGAUGACUCAGCCUCAGGCCCUGAGUGUUUUGGCUCUCAGACUCAUACUGAAGGUCAGGGACUGAUCACACUAUUGCAGCUUAAACCGCUGCAUUACUUGGACCUGCUUAGCACCGCUUGACUACAAAAAUGGAUCAAAACUCUUCACAGAGCUCGGGCCAUUUCUUACCUGUUCAAUGGAAACGUAAUGUAACGUGGUCUUAUGCCUAGAAGUAAUUUUUUUGCUCAAUAUAUUUUUAUUAUAUAUUCUAUAUAUAAAUAUAUAUAAAGAUUACAAUAGCUGGGAUUAUUUAAUAGCAAUAGCUUGUAGUGAAUGUGUACAGAUUACCUUAUAGAAAUGUCUAGACGAUUUAUGAAAAGGCCAGUUAAACUAAAAGGAAUCUGUUCUUGGACUGUCACGAGUAGACGUUGUAUAACCUCCACUUAAAGUCUUGCACGCACACAUACACACUUUCCACCAACACACAAACAUGCACAUGAUUUCACACACACCCACCUUCUGCUGCUGUGUGAAAGACACUGGUUUCAAAAACUGGAGGAAUUUUUUUUUUUUUUUUUUUCCCCAAAGCGUUGGUCAAGUCUGGGCUUAGACUCGUAUAUAUUUCACUGUCAAGAGUAAAUAACUCAGCUAGUUACUACGACUGAUCUGUGUCACAACAGAAACGAUGCUACCGCAUUGAAGGUUUCCUCUCAUAGUGUGAACUCUCCUCAAGACGCGUGGCGUUUCGCAGCUUCAAAGCAGUGUUCAAGCACUCAAGCCGUGCUGAAAACGACACUCACUCACGAUACUUCUGUUUGUCUGUAGCUCGUCUAACAAGGCGAAAAAAAACGAGUAAAGUUGGUUAUGCGCAAAGCUCAAAUCCUCCUAUUUUAAAGACUAGAAUUGCAAAGGAGCUUUGAUAAUGAGGUACUAGGCACAUUCCCGCCUGGUUUUCUGUCUUACAUUCCUUUUUAUUGUUUUUUGUUUGUUUGUUGUUGUGCUGUACAAGGGCCAAUGUACGAUUUCGCACGGCAUAGUUGGUGUGCUCUGAAGGCGACAGGAUGACUCCACAGUCUGGGUUUUAUUUAAACAUGUUUCUUACACUGAACUCAAAUCCGUUGAUAGGAAAAUAAACUUUGAUGUUCCCUUAUUACACGUCAAGGGACAGACGUUUUUUCAAAAAAGAAAAAAAAAAGACAUGAAAACCAAAUGUGGUGUCAAGUGAAUUUUUAAUAAUGUACAGUUUUGGUGACUUUAAAUUUGUUCCUUUAUAUUUUUAGGACCAAUUCAUCAUUUUUAAGAGGAGGUAUUACAAGACUCUGUUGUAUUAAGGUGAUGUAACACGUGUGCAUCUGUAGAAUGUACUGUGAGUUGAAUAAAAACCACAUCUAGUAGAAAGUA